GGAUCUCGCGCCACGUUAGUUGUCACGGUGACCGUGUACGGUGCAUUUUCCGCUCUGCUGUCUUCACCGGAAACAACACGCUGCGGAUGAUGCUUUUCUACUAUGCGAAAACUAUAUUCAUGAUACCAACAGUUCCAUGGCCAACAAUACGAAGACACAGACGUAGAAACCGUUCUAUAAGGACAUGCAUCUACGAUGUAUCCUCUCUACAACAGGCAAUAUGAGGGAUUUACAGGGGAUGACAAUGAGAUGAGGGACAACAUUCAUAGAAGAACAUGUCACAGUUCUUUCAGCUACUCAUCUUUUGAUGAUGAAGAGGAGUUGGAGGAUGAAGAACAGGUGAAGGCACCUGCGGAGGAGGAGUGUUCCCACAAGAGUGAAGAUGUGUCACGUGUUUCUCCACUACCCAGAACCACCCAGGUGGUAUUUGAGAUCCAGUCGGGAAGGGCUGUGCCUCGCCUCAGGGAGCCCCGACACCUGUACGGUGUGUCUGGACAUGUGUCCCAAACACUGCCCCGCUGGCCCCACGAGUGGGAGGUCAUCCCGGGGGAAAUUCAGCAUAUUGAGUGGGCUCCUCCCUUCCCAGAGCCGCUGUGUGCUCAGAAGAACACCAGCGAGUGGCUGAGACCAGAGUCUGAAGUGGAAGGCACCGUUGUGUAUGACACACAGAGAAAUAAAGAUAACUACUUCCUGGGUUCUCGUGUGGGGGGCCGUCGCUCCUCCCUGACCGCUGCUGCUGUGUCUCUCUCUGGCCCUGAUGACAUCACUCUGCUGUUCGAAGGACGCUUCGAGAGUGGCAACCUGCUGAAAGCAACCAGGGUUGGUGAAUUUGAUUAUGAGCUCUCCCUGCGGACGGACCUGUACACAGAGAAGCACACUCAGUGGUUCUACUUCCGGGUGAGGAACACGAGGGCGGGGGUUCGUUACCGCUUCACCAUCACCAACCUGCUGAAGGUGACCAGUCUGUAUGAAGAGGGGCAGCUGCCUCUGUUCUACUCUGAGGAGGAGGCCCGGAUCCAGGGGGUGGGCUGGCACCGCGUGGGCCAACAGGUCUCCUACCAACGUAACGGACGGCACCACGCCGACCAGCCCUGCUACUCCCUCUCCUGGACCUUUUGCUUCCCUUAUGACCAGGACACCUGUUACCUGGCCCACUGCUUCCCUUACACCUACUCCAACCUGUGGGCCCACCUGUCCGAGAUCGAGCGGGACCCCCACCGCUCGCGGUUCUGUAAGGUACGGACUCUGUGCCGGUCGCUGGCGGGUAACCUGGUUCCGGUGCUGACGGUGACCAACCCAUCCCAUCGUGAGGACAGGAUUCACAAGCCUGCUGUGGUGCUGACCGCCCGGAUACACCCCGGGGAGACCAACAGCUCCUGGGUGAUGAGGGGUAUCCUGAACUUCCUGCUGGGGGACUCUCCGGAUGCGGCGCUACUCCGAGAUGCCUUCGUCUUCAAGCUGGUGCCCAUGCUGAACCCGGACGGGGUUAUAGUAGGAAACUACCGCUGCUCGCUGACCGGACGUGACCUCAACCGCAACUACAAGUCCAUCCUCAGAGACUCCUUCCCUACCGUGUGGGCCACACACACCAUGGUCCAGAGACUGUGUGACGAGCGUAAGGUGCUGCUGUACUGUGAUCUCCAUGGACACAGCCGUAAACACAACGUCUUCACCUACGGCUGUGAGAACCCCAGGCCCGCUGACAGACACCCUCACGAACGAGUCUUCCCUCUGAUGCUCAGCAAGAAUUGCCCUGACAUGUUCUCGUUCGGGAGCUGUAAGUUCAAGGUACAGCGCAGUAAGGAGGGAACAGGCAGAGUGUCUCUGUGGAGGCUGGGGGUCCUCAACUCCUUCACCCUGGAGACAUCGUUCUGUGGCUCUAACAUCGGUAAGAGGAAGGGGACCCAUUUCAGCACUCAGGACCUAGAGAUGUUGGGGGCUCAGUUCUGUGACACACUACUAGACUACUGUGACCCGGACCGGACAAAGUACAGCGCGUGUUUGAGAGAGCUACAGGAGAUCAUGAGACAGGAGGCAGGUUUGCCAAUAGACAUCAAGCCUACAGAUACCUCACUGACCGACCACGAGGCCAGCACGAGUGGAUCCAACAGCUCCCAGACGGAUGGGCCUCCUACUCACCUCCAGGCCUUCGACAAGAUGACGUCCCGUAAGAAGCUGAAGUCCAAGAAGGAGAGGAACAGAUCUCCCCUGGUCAGAGCCAGGGAGAGAGAGGAAAAUGGGGAUAAUGGUGUCAAAAAGACGUUGAAGAAAAGCAAAUAUGUAUUGAAGCCUUUAAAGGCUCCUCCAGCAGUGCCCAGGAGGGAACCUCCAAAAUGGAGGGAGAGACAACUGGUCCCCCCUGAGCCCAGUCCUCCAGAUAAGAAGGCAGUCUAUCGUUCCUUCUGAAUGGAGAGAAAGACUGUUACACUGGUUAUAUUUUUCAUCAUUCUCUUACCCCCCUCAAGUGGUGUAGGAGAAUACUGCGUUCCCACGUUCACACUCACGACAUGAUAUUCAUUUGAACCACUGAAUGUCUGUUUUCUCCUGUUGUGCAUGUAAAUAAGCAUUCCUCUUAAGCAUGUGUUUAUUUCUGCAUCCCUCAGUUAUUCCUUUAUCAUGAUGAUACAUGUUCAGAGCAUGUAUCACCAUCCUCCCUGCGUGUUUCCUCCAGGUAUCUGUCCUAUACCUUGUCUUUGACACAAAGAAGCCGGCCAUGACAUCGAAGUCGGAGUACCUGCAGCACCUGAUGGCUGAUUAUGUGAGGAGCAGGAUGCAGUUGACCCUCAAUGGCUACGACUGGGGUCCUUGCCAGUGCCCCCAGGCCACCCACCUGCCCCACUCACAGCUUCCCCGGGACAACAGAGACGGGGAGCGACUGCCCGGCCUGGCAAAUCUGCCUGUAGGAGACAAGUCCAUCAGAAGGCUCUCCCCAGUCCAGUGGAGAGGACCCACAUCCUACACCGCCCCAUCCAGCCUGCAACUCCCAUCCAACAGAUUCCCUCCACUGCCUCCGGUUCCUGUAAGGGAGUUUGUCUCUGAGCCUGAGGAACUACCCAGCAUGUCAGCAGGGAUGGAAUGGCUGUUUCUGCGACCACUAUGCCCCAUAUUCACCCACCUGGGGACCGACUCAGACUCAGGAGCCUGUUUCCAAAGCACGUGUCAUUCUGAUCCGGCGAGAAUGAAACCCAACAAGAAGAAGCGGAAAGUAACUGAAGAAAU
Molecule: messenger RNA, 3219 nt
Organism: Oncorhynchus mykiss (rainbow trout)
Lineage: Eukaryota; Metazoa; Chordata; Actinopteri; Salmoniformes; Salmonidae
Source: RefSeq, a predicted model, not a curated record